Messenger RNA from Triplophysa dalaica, 2931 nucleotides. RefSeq names its product prolyl 4-hydroxylase, alpha polypeptide III (gene p4ha3). The coding region runs from base 895 to 2601 and encodes 568 amino acids. The record is from RefSeq and is a predicted model, not a curated record. Gene Ontology annotation, cellular component: endoplasmic reticulum. NCBI's taxonomy places the organism in Eukaryota, Metazoa, Chordata, Actinopteri, Cypriniformes, Nemacheilidae. Gene Ontology annotation, molecular function: protein binding; procollagen-proline 4-dioxygenase activity; L-ascorbic acid binding. The transcript is spliced from 13 exons. Gene Ontology annotation, biological process: peptidyl-proline hydroxylation to 4-hydroxy-L-proline.
CUGCAGUCAUCUUUCCCUCGAUCCUGUCUAGUCUCCCAAUUCCUGCCGAUGACAUCCCCACAGCAUGAUGCUGCCACCACCAUGCUUCACUGCAGGCAUGGUAUUGGCCAGGUGACGAGCGGCGCCUGGUUUCCUCCAGACAAAGAGUUCAAUCUGUGUUUCAUCAGACCAGAUAAUUUUGAUUCUCAUGGUCUGAGAGUCCUUCAGGUGCCUUUUGACAAACUCCAGGCGGGCUGUCAUGUGCCUUUCACUGAGGAAUGGCCAAACAGGCCUGAUUGGUGGAGUGCUGCAGAGAUGGUUGUUCUUCUGGAAGGUUCUCCUCUCUCCACAGAGACAUGCUGGAGCUCUUUCAGACUGAUCACCUCCCUGAAUUUAAUCCAUUUUGGAAUAAGGCUAUAACAUAACGAAAUGUGGAAAAAGUGAAGCGCUGAAGUGAAUACUUUCCGGAUGAACGUGCUUUUGAUAUCGAUAUGUGGCGUAUAGGUAGCCUACAGAAAAAAUACUAACUACUUCAAAAGUGAACAAAAUAUGUUUGUUGAUGUAAAAAAUUUUUCGAGAAACGUUUUAUUUUUCACAUGUUUAAAUUGCACCAAAUCUGCAAGUGAGGAAAAUAAUACACCACAAGAUGGCAGCACAAAUCUAGAACUUCGAACCUAGAACGUGCAGAACCACUCUCUCUCUCUCUCUCUCUUUCUCUGUCUCUCUCCCUCUCUUUCUCUUUCUCUCUCUCUCUCUGUCUCUCUCCCUCUCUUUCUCUUUCUCUCUCUUUCUCUCUCUCUCUCUUUCUCUCCCUCUGUCUAUCUCUCUCUGUCUCUCUCCCUCUCUUUCUCUCUCUCUCUCUCUCUCUCUCUCUUUCUCUCUCUCUCUCUCUCUCUCUCUCUCUCUCUCUGUCUCAUGUGCUGUGUGAAGUCAUGCUGCGCUAUUCAGUGGGAUGAAAUGCGCUUUUUAUGUAGGAGAAAAUCCACAUCAUUCAUUAGAAUGACUUCAUGUUUUAACCUCUUUGUGUUCUUGUAUUUAAUCCACAUAUCGGACAAAUCCUUUGGUGAGGUGUUCACUUCCAUGAUGAGCGUGAAUCAAGCUGUUUUGGCAGAAACACAACUCGUCGAUCACUUAAGAAUAUACAUAGAGCGCGAAACGCAAAGACUUCACGACAUUAAAAGGUUCUUUUCAAGAGUCACAGCACUGCACGGUGGGAUAUACAAUGAAUCAUCGGCUACCAUAGCCAAUCCUCUUGUUGCAUUCAAACUGGUCAAAAGACUUCAGUCUGAAUGGCUUAAUGUAGUUUACAGCAGUGAAGCUGAAGAAAACCUUCAAGCCCUUAGGGAGGGCUAUAGGAUGAUGGAAGACAGCUUGCCGAAGCCGGAGGACGUUCAGGGGGCAGCACAGGGGCUGAUGAGACUUCAAGAUGUGUAUGAUCUCCGCGUGGAGGGGCUAGUGAGAGGACAAUUCCAGCGGAUCACAAAUGGAAAUGCUGUUGAUAUUUACAAACCCUCUGUGUCUGAUAGUUUGUCUGGGGACGAUUGCUUUCUUGUUGGAAAAGUGGCAUAUGAUUUGGAAGAUUACUAUCAUUCAGUGCAGUGGUUUGAGGAGGCAGUUCGGCUCUUUCGGGGAACUGAGUGGAGUCCAGAAAACGAAGGCACAUUUGAAAAUGCUCUUGACCAUUUAGCAUUUUCCCAUUUCAAGACAGGAAACAUUUCCUAUGCCCUCCAUUUGUCCCAGGAACUACUGCUCCGUGAUCCCAUAAACAGCAGGAUUCUUCUUAAUGUGGAGAAGUAUGAGAAGCUCCUUGUUAAAAGUCCUCCUGUCAUUGGACAUGGCUUGUCUUUAAAAAGGCCUGACACAACAUAUCUGAGAACCAGGGAUGUCUAUGAGAAGCUCUGCCAAACAAAAGGAUCUCAGCCAACGCAUUACAAGAACCCAAAGUUAUUUUGUGACUAUUUCACUAAUGGUAACCCUGGACUUCUCCUGCAACCGAUGAAGCGAGAAGUGAUCAGUCAGCAGCCGUACGUUGUUCUCUACCAUGAUUUCAUCACCCAUGCUGAGGCUAAAAGCAUCAGAGACUGCGCGGUGCCAGGGCUGAGAAGAUCUGUGGUAGCGGCUGGAGUAAAUCAGGCCACUGCAGAGUAUCGCAUCAGCAAGAGCGCAUGGCUAAAAGAAUCAGUUCACGCCGUUGUGGGAAAGAUGGAUCAGCGGAUCACUAUGAUCAGCGGGUUAAAUGUACAUUCUCCUUAUGCCGAAUUUCUCCAAGUGGUGAAUUAUGGCAUUGGUGGACAUUAUGAACCUCACUUUGAUCAUGCCACAUCGGACUCCAGCCCAUUGUACAGACUUAAAACAGGAAACCGAGUGGCCACGUUCAUGAUAUAUCUAAGCUCUGUAGAGGCAGGGGGGUGCACGGCUUUCAUUUACGCCAAUUUCAGCGUUCCUGUAGUGGAGAAUGCUGCUCUCUUCUGGUGGAAUCUUCACAGAAAUGGCAGAGGAGACGAUGAUACUCUUCAUGCUGGUUGCCCUGUCAUUGUUGGUGAUAAAUGGAUUGCUAAUAAGUGGGUCCAUGAGUAUGGGCAGGAGUUCCAGAGACCCUGCAGCCUCAAUCCUGAAGAGUGAACAUACAGUGGAGUCGGAAAGGUCUAGUAGGACUACAAGGACUUCAAGAAUCAACGCUCGUGAAGGAGUAACAGAGGACAUAUGGGAAAGACUGAAAAACAAGGGGUUGAAAACAGAUGACUCCAGCCUUAGAAAGAGGCACACGGAUGUUUGGAGGCACAAAGGAAAGAUGGACUGCCGUGAUGCUUGUGUGUAAGAGGAAGUCAUUUGGCAUGAACUUAAACGGCGGAUCUCCUGCUUUUCAAUGUUCAAUGUGGAAAAAAGUUUACAUGCUUGAUGAUCUGUUUGAUCUAAUUUGGUUCUGAUAAUUAUAAUGAAUCUAAACCUUUA